Messenger RNA from Rosa rugosa (rugosa rose), 1510 nucleotides. Its product is annotated as phospholipase A1-IIgamma-like. Gene Ontology annotation, molecular function: glycerophospholipid phospholipase A1 activity. Gene Ontology annotation, biological process: lipid metabolic process. NCBI's taxonomy places the organism in Eukaryota, Viridiplantae, Streptophyta, Magnoliopsida, Rosales, Rosaceae. Bases 1 to 1251 code for a protein of 416 amino acids. The transcript has 2 exons. The record is from RefSeq and is a predicted model, not a curated record.
AUGGCAGAAGAAACUCAGAUCGAAGAAGAACAAGAAACUCAGUCCUUUCAAGUUUUGCUUACUCGAGCACGAAAACUUACGGCGAUGGCUAGCUUUGCAGAAAACUGGAGGGAUCUGAGCGGCAAGAACGACUGGGAGGGUCUACUAGACCCUCUCGACAUCAAUCUCCGCCGCUAUAUCAUUCACUAUGGUGAAAGGGCUGGAGCGACGAUAUCCGUGGUGAAGGAGCUAAAGUCGAAGAACUACAGACUUCCGCAAUACGCAAAAGGACAUUUGUUCCCAAAGGUGGGCUUGGAGAGUGGUAAUCCAUACAAGUACAUGGUGAAAAAAUAUUUUUAUGCAACUCAUCUGGAACUUUCGCCCAAGAAAUCAAACUUCCUGGGUUUUGUUGCGGUGACAACUGAUGAAGGAACCAAAGUGCUAGGCCGGAGGGAUGUCUUGAUUUCAUGGAGAGGAACCACAUUGGUACAUGAGUGGCUUGUUGACGUGAAGAUCAAUUUGGUCUCAGCUUCUCACAUUCUGGGAGAGGAGAAUGAUCCUAAGGUGCACCAGGGUUGGCUUUCCUAUUACACUGAUAUGGACCCUGAGUCCUCACACAAUCAACUUACUAGUUCCAGAGAUCAGGCUCUAGCUGCACUUAAAGAAGUACUUGAUGAAUACAAGGGUGAUGAAAUCAGCAUUACUGUCACUGGUCACAGCAUGGGUGCUGCACUCGCAAUUCUAAAUGCGUCUGAUAUUGUUCAUAACGGAUACAAUAAAAUGACAGAUCAACCAAAUAAGGUCAUUCCUGUCACAGCUAUUGUGUUUGCCUGCCCUCGUCUUGGAAACCAGGGUUUCAAAAAUGUACUUUCUGGUCUUGAAAAUCUUCACGUCUUGCGUGUCACAAAUGACCAAGAUAUCGUCCCUAAAGCAUCAGAAUCGGUGGAUUAUGUUCAUGUUGGAAAAGAGUUGAGAAUCGACACUCUCAAGUCGCCGUUCUUGAAAGUUAUUCCUGAUACUAAUGUCACAGAAAAACUUAACAAUUUGCACGAUCUGGAGGCUUACUUGCAUGGAGUUGCAGGGACACAGGGGAUCAAAAGUUCUGAUUUCAAAUUGGAAGUUGAUCGUGAUCUGGCACUGGUAAACAAGUUUAUUGAUGGCGUGAAGGAUGAACAUAAUAUAGUUGCUCAGUGGUGGACUGAGAAGAAUAAGUCUAUGAUCCAAAUGGAUGAUGGCUCUUGGGUGUUGGAUGAUCACGAGGAAGAUGAAUAGUUAGGCUAGUCUAUGAUCCAAAUGGUACCAUUGGCUUGCAUAUAAUAUAUAAUCUGGUAUUCCAGCUUUAAAUAAAGCUUAUAAGCUCUAUCGUAAUUCGAAUAAGGUUUCCUUCGUCUGGUUUGGUGCUGUGUUGGGUUCCCAAAAAUCCCCUUUUCUGUUGGAAUAGGGGUCUUUGUCGGAACUUCCAUAGUCUCAUGUUGUUAAUUCCUUCUUCUACAUGUUAGCUACAGUCCAAUCAGCAUGUAUUGAAGUCUUG